This is a messenger RNA of Gymnodraco acuticeps, 2588 nucleotides long. RefSeq lists its product as uncharacterized. The coding region runs from base 1529 to 2569 and encodes 346 amino acids. The record is from RefSeq and is a predicted model, not a curated record. The transcript is spliced from 3 exons. NCBI's taxonomy places the organism in Eukaryota, Metazoa, Chordata, Actinopteri, Perciformes, Bathydraconidae.
AAACCGAACACAACGUGUCCUCAUUACUUCUGUUUCACCUGCACCAUACAGGUUGGUAAACUGUGCAUAAAUCACAAUGAAUCCCCCAUAAGGUAUGCGUAGAUAAUAUGUAACGGCCAGCUAACAUUUAAAGACUUUGUAGCGCUGUUUACAUGUGUAAAACCGUUAACUAGUGUGUGUAUUAGCCUAGCUUCCCUGGUAUGGCGCCAUUUUGGGGACAACGUGAUCUGACGCAGUAAGGAUACAAUUUUGUCAGUAUAUCUGUAUUUACAUACAUGUAUAGUCAUUGUUUGUUUGUAAUAAAUAUGUACUUUGUAAGGGUUAUAAGUUAGUUACUGUUGGUAAAACAGUAAGGUUGUUUGUUACACUUAAAUAUGUUUCAGUUUAGUGACCUGCCAUUAAUGGCAGAAGGUAAAUAGUCAACAUGACAGGUUAGAGGGGUCAUGAAAUACUACUUUUAAGUGAAAGUAAAAAGAAGAGUAGUAUUAAAUACAGGUUAAUACUGUAUACAAAUGUAUUUAAGGUACAACACAUUUUAUUGAAUGAAAUUCAAUUCGACAUGUGUUUAUCACAUAAAAGAGUAACAUACAGACAGAGUGAAGGUAUGUGAAUGGUUAUUGAGGAAUGUAAGUCGAAACUGAAAUGCAUAAGAUAAUUUAUGUUUAUAUGAUUGUAUGUAAUAAAACAAUCUCAGAAGUAAUCUUGAAGGAAACUGAACACAACGUGUCCUCAUUACUUCUGUUUCACUGUUAUCAUCACUGUUAGUGUGGUCCUCAUAUCGGGGACCCGUUACAGUUCUUGGGGACUCGUCCGGGAUCGGUGCCACCUACUGGUCGGGAGCUGAUCCAUUAAUGACUUCUAGGACCAAUACCGGAGCUGAUGCGAGCAGAGAGCUGUAAGCUGGAGCAGACGUGGAACCAUUGCUGAACUGAGCAAUCCAUCGUGAGUGAAUAGGCUCUGUGCACAAGAUGGCGUCUAUCAACUUCCGGCGGGUGGGUGUGAGGGCGAGUACUUCCGGUUUGAGUACAGAGUUUUGACAGUUUGACAGUUUGUUAUGACACACCAAGAGCAAGAAUGAGCGGAUUUCAGGGUAAAGAAAAGCGAUUGGCCUUCCAGCAGGUAAGAAAGUCAGCACUACAUUGCUGUGUGCCCCUGUGUACGAAUUUGUCCCGUUAUAAUCGGGAGAUAAGUUUCCAUGCAUUUCCCAUUGAUGCUGAGGUAAAAGGCUCAGUGGCUGAUCAAGAUCCGUAGGGACAAUUUCAGCCCCACAAAAAAUACCCGUGUGUGCAGUAGGCAUUUUCGACCGGGAGACUUAUUGGUCACAGCUGGAGGACUGCACAGAGUACAGAAAGGAGCUAUACCUGUUCUCUUUGCAUGGAAUAAUAACGAGCUACCUACACCAAGACGUAAUGUUUGGGAGCGUCGGCCGAGGGCAGAGAGCCCCACCCCGGACUUGACAGCUGAGUACGAGGUGGAAACAGUUGCGCUGCCUGAUCAUGAGUACUGUUUAAAACCAGCGACGGCAGUGAUGGCAAAUCAGGUGGCCAACGAGAACAAAGCCUUGAAAAGUCAGAUUAGGGAGCUCCAACACCAGCUGGAAGUGUUACAACUGCGAUCUCAUUUCGGGAUACAACGCCUGGCAGGGUCGGACGAGGACAUUCGUUUCUACACCAGAUUUGCCACAUACAAGCAUUUCCUUGCCUUUUGGAAAUUGGUGGAGCCAGCAGCCAACACCAAGAUGGUGCGGAUCACCAACGAUAAGGCAUCCUCUGCCAGCAGCUCGGAUUCCUCUCAACCAACAACAACGAAACUUCCACCCAUAGAUGAGCUGCUGCUGUUCCUCAUGCACCUGUCAGUGGGCCUACAUCUGAGGGAUCUAUCAGAACGGUUUGGCAUUCACCGCACCACAGUCAGCAGAAUUAUUUCCACCUGGACACACUUCCUUUACCAACUGCUUGGAAGCAAACGUCUGUGGAUCCCACGCGAAGUUGUCAGAGCUCACCUUCCACCAGAGUUUUCAGUUUUCCCUGACACACAAGUGGUGCUUGACUGCACUGAAGUAUUCUGCCAGACUCCAUCAUCUCUCCUGCUUCAGAGUGAGGUGUUUUCAACAUACAAGUCGCAUGCUACAUUCAAGGCCAUGAUCGGCAUGGCACCACAUGGUGCCAUUACAUUUGUGUCUGGCCUGUAUGCAGGAUCUAUGAGUGACCGGGAGAUUUUCAAGCUGUCUGGCAUCGUGAGCCUGCUCACACCAGACAUGGCGAUAAUGGUCGACAAAGGGUUCCUUGUGGACAAUCUGGUUGAGGGCAAAGUUUACCGGCCUGCCUUUCUGUCAAAAAACCCCCAAAUGAGCAGGGAGGAUGUCAGGCAGACUCAAUCCAUUGCACGUCUGAGGGUCCAUGUGGAGAGGUGCAUCAGAAGGGUCAAAGAGAACAAACUCUUUGACAAAGCCAUACCACUGUAUGUGUGUGGAAGCAUUGAGGAGCUUUUCAAUGUGGCUUGCUUCCUGGUCAACUACCAGAACGGACCACUGGUGAAAGCAUGGGCAAGCCUGGGCAGCAAUGAUUAAAAGAUUUCUUGCUCCCAAA